Molecule: messenger RNA, 2786 nt
Organism: Mangifera indica (mango)
Lineage: Eukaryota; Viridiplantae; Streptophyta; Magnoliopsida; Sapindales; Anacardiaceae
Product: homeobox protein BEL1 homolog
Exons: 4
Coding region: 537-2453 (638 amino acids)
Biological process (GO): regulation of transcription by RNA polymerase II
Molecular function (GO): DNA-binding transcription factor activity, RNA polymerase II-specific; RNA polymerase II cis-regulatory region sequence-specific DNA binding
Source: RefSeq, a predicted model, not a curated record
UGACCCAGUUCAGUUUGAGCUUCUAGCUGCUUAGCUUUUUUAGAGAGAGAAAAAAAAAAGCCAAGCCAAGUCUUACAUCCAAUUAUGAUCACUUAUUAUAUCUGAGGCUGAUCAUCUUCUCCAUUGAUUUCUGAAGACGUAUAUAUAUACACACAUGUAUAUAUAUAUAUAUGCAUCAGCUUUAUUCUUACUAGGUUUCUCUCAUGGCUCUCAACUCAACAUGUUGACUUAUUGAGAUCAUCUUCUUAUUCUUCAACACCACUAAGCAAAAUUAACUUCUACUUCUGUUUUCAAUCUUGUAAGGCUUUUUCUUCUUUCAUCUCUUGUUUUAUUUUUGCAUAUAACCAGCCAACAAGAACAAAGAUUUAAUUUUUUUGGUUCUUACGAUCUUGUUUUCUGAUUUCUGAUUGUGGGUUUUAAGGAGUGAGUUUUGAUGGAAUUGUGGUUGCAGUGUCAGCAUCGACUUAAUUUCUAAUUUCAGAAGAUAGGUAGGUAGAGAGAGAGAGAGAGAGAGAGAGAGAUAGAAUUGGAUAUACAUGGCUAGAGAAAUCUGUGAAGAAAAAUCAAGGAACUUGAUUUCCUCAGCAGGUGGCUUUUGUUACUCAGAUAUUUCAUCGAGUAACCCAAUAAUUCAUCAAACCCAUCUGCAGGUGAACCAGAUCCAAGACUUUGAAUCGAAUCCAGAGAUGUUCAACUUGACCACGGGCAUGGAGAUGAUAGGGUUCACAAAGAAUCUACAGCAGCAACACACUGACACUAACUCUGUUAUGUGGAAAGGUUUCUUUAACAAACAUGGAAACAACGCUGGCCCUUCUUCAAAGAAGAUCAAUGAAUCAACAAGUGACUUUUAUCAUCAUCAUCAUCAUCAUGAGUUCAACAAAUCAGAAUUAUUCACAACUGGGAUAUCAGGAACAAGUAGUGAGAAUCUUAUAGUUGAAACUCAUGAGCAUGGUUCUUGGCAAGAGAAUAGGCUGCUUGUUGAUGAUUCUUCUUUGAGAUGUGUUUUUCCGUGUGCAGCAAAUGAAAGACCAAGUCAAGGUCUUUCACUUUCCCUCUCUUCAAGCAAUCCUUCAAGUAUCAGUUUACAGUCUUUCGAACUGAGGCCAGCCAAUCACAACAACCAUGGCCAACAGCUUAUGCAAGAUGGGUUUUUGGGUAAAGCUGCAAAUAUUCAUCAUCAAGCGCAGUUUCAGCUGAGGAAUUCAAAGUACUUAGUUCCUGUUCAGGAGCUUUUGAAUGAGUUCUGUAGCAUUGGGACUAAGCAAACUGACGGCCCAAAACAGAAGACCCUUAAGACCAAACAAUGGGAUGAUGAAAAUGCAAGUAGUUCUUCCAGAAGGCAAUCUCUUUACUCACUGGAAUACAUGGAAUUGCAGAAAAGAAAGGCAAAGCUGCUUUCAAUGCUGGAUGAGGUUGACAGAAGAUACAAGCACUACUCUGAUCAAAUGAAAGCUGUGGUGUCUUCCUUUGAAGCAGUGGCUGGUAAUGGAGCAGCAACUGUGUAUUCAGCUUUGGCUUCUAAGGCUAUGUCAAAGCAUUUUCGAUGUCUAAGAGAUGGGAUUGUGGGUGAACUUCAAGCUACAAAGAAGGCCAUGGGAGAGAAAGAUCCCGUUGCACCAGGCACAACCAGAGGUGAAACACCAAGACUAAGAAUCCUUGAUCAAGCUUUGAGGCAACAAAAGGCUUUUCAACAGAUGAGUAUGAUGGAGACUCAUCCAUGGAGACCCCAAAGAGGCCUACCAGAAAGAUCCGUUUCAGUUCUUCGAGCUUGGUUGUUUGAGCAUUUUCUCCACCCAUACCCAAGCGAUGUUGAUAAACAUAUCUUAGCCCGCCAAACUGGCCUAUCAAGAAGCCAGGUGUCCAAUUGGUUCAUCAACGCGAGGGUGAGGCUAUGGAAGCCUAUGGUGGAAGAAAUGUACUUGGAAGAAGCAAAGGAAGGAGACAACAGCAUGGCCUCUUCUGAUGAGGCUAAUCAGAAUCCUAAAACUGAUCAGAAACCAACACAAGACCAGCCUGUUCGGAUUGAUUCAGAGUGUUUAUCUUCCAUUAUCAAUAACCCAGAUAAAAAUGAUCCUAAAACCCCUAAAAGCCUUCAUCAAAACCAACACUUGCACCAUCAACAGCAAAACUUUGGGACAUUUGGUACCAUGGAAAUGGAUUUUUCAACGUAUAAUCAACACGGGGUCGGUGGGGCUUCUUAUGCUAAUGAUCAUAGUAAUGCUAAUCAGAACUUCAAUGGAGGUGGUGUGUCAUUGACACUAGGGUUGCAGCAACAUGGAGGGAGUGGAGUGAGCUUAGCUUUCUCUCCUGCAUCGCAAAACUCUCUUUUUUACGCCAGAGACCACAUUGAAGAUUGCCAACCGGUUCAAUAUUCACUUUUAGAUGGUGAAGGACAGAAUUUACCUUACCGGAAUCUGAUGGGAGCUCAGUUGCUUCAUGACUUGGCUGGUUAGAAGCAGCAAAGUUCAUCUCCAUAGUUAUGAAGAGAUGAUCAUUGAAGAAUUCUUAAUUCUUAUCAAAGAAUUAUGGUGGUAUAGUUAAAUAGUUUAGGUAAAGGUAAUGCUCCAUACGAUAAUAUAUAUAUAUAUAUAAAUACAUAAAGAGCUACAGUGGGAUUGAAAAAAAAUAUAUAUAUAUAUAUAUAUAUAUAUAUAUAUGCUGUGGAAGAUAGUUUCAAGGCUAGCUCUAGUAGAUUUGCAUCUUUUUAUAUAUUUUUAAUAUUGGUACAAACAUGUCUAUUUAAUGUUAGGUUGCAUUUCAAUGGCGAUGGCAAUUGAUUGAUGCAA